AUGUCGCAGCGAUUCAGUGGACACGCGUCUGAUGAAGAUCUCAAGAUUGCCACACCAACUUCCAAGAUGUGCCUGAGUUUUAACUUCUUCAAUAACAAGGGCGUUGAGUUCGUCGACUGUGAGAAAAGAAUUCCUUUCAUUUGUGAAAAAGUGACAGACUUUGCUGAAGACCAUAGUGUCACCUGGAGCCCCUGGAUAAAUGUCGGCAAAGCAGGAUACGGGGAUGUGGAAUCACUGGGUGUCACAGUAAACACCUACAACAAAGGCACCCUUGUGAAUGAAAUCAAGUGCUUCAACCCAAUGGUCAAGAGCCAUUGUGAGAAACAGAACCGAAAGUGCCAGGACAAAGUGUACGGGCCGCAGUGUGUGGCUGUACGGCCAGUGAAGACGGGCAAGGAGGUCAUUGGUACUGGUACAUGUACUCAGGACGGCGUCAAGUAUGACAUGCACCAGUGCGCAGCUCGAGGCGACCCACAUUACAUUACUCUGGACAGCUUGAAAUACGACUUCCAAGGCAAAUGCAGCUACACAUUGGUGCAAAUCUGCAACUCCUUCACUAAAAGCGACCGUUUCCCAACGUUCAGGAUUAUAUCUUCGAACGACCGAAGGAGGCCCAGUGAUCAAGUGUCGUUCACCAGAGGCUUUGAGCUGUCUGUGAGAGGAAUCAGAUACACAUUCAGGAGAGGAACGUUUAAAGUCAACGUGAGUGGUUGGCUUAGCUGGAGUUUUUAAAAUAAGUUUUAGUAUGAGUCUUAUGGCAUUCGCAACACAAUUAUAUCAUACAAAGGCCGGGGAAUAGAGUUGGUACUAGUGGGUAACAUACAAAGAAAAGAAGGGGAGAGUUAAAAAUGAUGUAUGGUCACUUUCAAGCACAAUGGCGCCAUCCCGAAAAAUACUGU
This is a messenger RNA of Aplysia californica (California sea hare), 899 nucleotides long. RefSeq names its product IgGFc-binding protein. Gene Ontology annotation, cellular component: extracellular matrix. The record is from RefSeq and is a predicted model, not a curated record. NCBI's taxonomy places the organism in Eukaryota, Metazoa, Mollusca, Gastropoda, Aplysiida, Aplysiidae. Bases 1 to 732 code for a protein of 243 amino acids. The transcript is spliced from 6 exons.